GCGGGGAGGGGAGGCGGCUCCGGAGGGUCGGGGAGGCCCAGCUGCCUGCUCGGCCGCCUGCUGUUGCUAAGGGGGCGGGAGCGGGGGGCGUCGGGACCCCCGAAGGACCAGCAGCAGCAGCAGCAGCAGCAGCAGCAGCAGCAGCAGCAGCAGCAGCAUCCCCAGCAUCCCAACAACAACAACAACAACAACAACAACAACCGGCCUCCCAACAACCAUCACAAUAAUGGAGUUGAACUCUCUGCUGAUCCUCCUGGAGGCCGCCGAAUACUUGGAGAGAAGAGACCGAGAAGCCGAGCACGGCUACGCCUCCGUCCUGCCCUUCGACACUGACUAUUCCAGAAAGAAAACAAAGGCAGCUACCCUGGCCAGGAAACCCCAGAAUAACAGGUCUUCACACAACGAGCUCGAAAAACAUAGGAGGGCUAAACUCCGGCUAUAUUUGGAGCAGCUAAAACAGCUCGUGCCCCUGGGGCCAGACAGUACCAGGCAUACCACUCUCAGUCUCUUGAAAAGAGCCAAGAUGCAUAUCAAGAAAUUGGAAGAGCAGGACAGGAAAGCUCUGAACAUUAAAGAACAGCUCCAGCGGGAGCAUCGCUACCUCAAACGCAGAUUGGAGCAGCUGUCAGUCCAGGGGCUGGAACGGACCCGCACCGACAGCAUGGGCUCCACGAUAUCCACCGACUCCGAGCAAGAAGUGGACAUCGAAGGGACGGAAUUCACGCCCGGCGAGAUGGACAGUUUGGGGAGCGACGCCGAAGACCCGUACGGUUUGCAAAGCGGCUCCAGCGACGGCGGCUACUCCCGCUCACGCAGACUGAACGCCCGGCUGUCGUAGGGCCCGGGGAGCCCCUCCCCGUCCCUCCCGUCCCCCCGUCCCUCCCCGCCCUCCCCGCCCCCCCCCCCCCGACUCAGGACCGCCUAACUGCAGCACUUACACGGAAAAUUCCAGAGAAGUCGGCCCGCCACCGCCCCGCCGGGCCCCGGCCUCCGCCCCUCCCCUGCGCCCGCUGGGAGCGGACGCUUCGUGCCCACGGUUCCCUGCACCGUCUCCACCGGCGCGGAUCCGCACCCACCCUGGUUUUACCGCCGAGAACUGUGCCGAGGUACAGUUGGGACUUAAAAGCUAGCUUGAUGUAGCCAUGAGUAUAAAUGAAAUCAUAAUCAUUCCAUUCAAGAAGUAUUAAAUUGAAUGCUGGAAA
Messenger RNA from Ornithorhynchus anatinus (platypus), 1202 nucleotides. It is a transcript of the gene MXD4, whose product is annotated as MAX dimerization protein 4. Gene Ontology annotation, biological process: regulation of transcription by RNA polymerase II. NCBI's taxonomy places the organism in Eukaryota, Metazoa, Chordata, Mammalia, Monotremata, Ornithorhynchidae. The record is from RefSeq and is a predicted model, not a curated record. The transcript has 6 exons. Bases 227 to 838 code for a protein of 203 amino acids. Gene Ontology annotation, molecular function: protein dimerization activity; RNA polymerase II cis-regulatory region sequence-specific DNA binding; DNA-binding transcription factor activity, RNA polymerase II-specific.